GAGUCGCCGCCCGGGCUCCGGACGGAUGAGCCUAGGAAAGGCCGGGGCGCUGCCAGUUCCUCCAGGCCGCCACCUCCCGCACUGCCCAGCCGGGUCUCCAGCCACCAGCAGUGCCGGCGCUGGGCGCGCGAGGCGCGUGGAGCAUGGGCGGCCUGGUGACCUAGUGUCCAGCCACCAAGGGGCCGCGCGUCGUCCCACUCCCCACUCUCCUGCUGGGCCGAUCUCCGCACACCCGGGGCCCGUGGGCGGCCGGCGCGCCGGUGACCAUGCACGGGGAGGCCAUCUGCAGCGCCCUGCCCACCAUCCCCUACCACAAGCUCGCCGACCUGCGCUACCUGAGCCGCGGGGCCUCGGGCACCGUGUCGUCCGCCCGCCACUCCGACUGGCGCGUCCAAGUGGCUGUGAAGCACCUGCACAUCCACACGCCGCUGCUCGACAGUGAACGAAAUGAUAUCUUAAGAGAAGCUGAAAUUCUACACAAAGCUAGAUUUAGUUAUAUUCUUCCAAUUUUAGGAAUUUGCAAUGAGCCAGAAUUUUUGGGAAUAGUUACUGAAUACAUGCCAAAUGGAUCAUUAAAUGAACUCUUACACAGGAAAACUGAAUAUCCUGGUGUUCCUUGGCCACUGAGAUUUCGCAUCCUGCAUGAAAUUGCACUUGGUGUAAAUUACCUACACAAUAUGAAUCCGCCUCUACUUCAUCAUGACUUGAAGACUCAGAAUAUCCUGUUAGAUAAUGAAUUUCAUGUUAAGAUUGCAGAUUUUGGAUUAUCAAAAUGGCGCAUGAUGUCUCUCUCACAAUCACGAAGUAGCAAAUCUGCACCAGAAGGAGGAACAAUUAUUUAUAUGCCACCUGAAAACUACGAGCCCGGACAGAAGUCCAGGGCCAGUGUGAAGCAUGAUAUAUAUAGCUAUGCAAUGAUCACAUGGGAGGUGUUAUCGAGAAAACAGCCUUUUGAAGACGUCACCAAUCCUUUGCAGAUCAUGUACAGUGUGUCACAGGGACAUCGCCCAGACACAGAGGAAGCAAGCUUACCACAUGACAUCCCACACCGGGCACUCAUGGUCUCUCUAAUCAAAAGUGGAUGGGCACAGAACCCAGAUGAAAGACCCUCUUUCUUAAAAUGUUUAAUAGAACUUGAACCAGUGCUGAGAACAUUUGAAGAGAUAACUUUUCUUGAAGCUGUUAUUCAGCUAAAGAGAACAAAGUUACAGAGUGCUUCAAGUUCAUGUGAUAAGAAAAUGGAGCUGUCUCUGAACAUACCUAUAAAUAAUGGUCCACAGGAGGAAUCGUGUGGGUCCUCUACAGUCUACCAAGGUAGUGGCUUUCCUGGAACCUCGAGAUCCCUGGCUGCUACACAAGACAAAAGCUUUUUAUCUGGAGAAGCUGAGGACUGUUCUACCGUGAAGCCACAUCACUGCACAGUGCAUCGCAGCUGGGACAGCUCCGUUACUGCCUCUCAGAGGGCAACAUUCUGUGAUCACAAGACCAUGCCAUGCCCUUCAGCAAUAAUAAACCCUCUCCUGUCUGUGGGAAGUUCAGAGCGCCUACAGCCUGGUAUAGCCCAGCAGUGGAUCUUGAGCAAACGGGAAGAUAUUGUGAGCCAAAUGACAGAAGCCUGUCUUAACCAAUCACUGGAUGCCUUACUAGCCAGGGACUUGAUCAUGAAGGAGGACUAUGAACUGAUUAGUACCAAACCUACAAGGACAUCAAAAGUCAGACAAUUACUGGAUACUACUGACAUCCAAGGAGAAGAAGUUGCCAAAGUUAUAGUUCAAAAGUUGAAAGACAACAAACAAAUGGGUCUUCAGCCUUACCCAGAAGUACUUGUGGUUUCUAGGUCACCAUCUUCAAACUUCCUUCAAAAUAAAAGCAUAUAACUGAGUCUUUUUUGAAGAAGAAACUUUAUAGAUGGUUAUUUAUGUCUGUUACCUUCAAAAUGUUUUUACAAAAGAAUGUGAGUAUUAGAAGAUUUUCUGAAGUUUUGGGGGAGUUGAGAACAAAGAAUCUUCUCCCCUAAUAUUGCAAUAUUUUGUUAAAUAAUGUAAGUAAAAAGUUUGCAUUUUGA
Dipodomys spectabilis (banner-tailed kangaroo rat) is the source of this 2065-nucleotide messenger RNA. It is a transcript of the gene Ripk2, whose product is annotated as receptor interacting serine/threonine kinase 2. Gene Ontology annotation, cellular component: cytoplasm. Gene Ontology annotation, molecular function: ATP binding; protein tyrosine kinase activity; JUN kinase kinase kinase activity. Gene Ontology annotation, biological process: positive regulation of apoptotic process; innate immune response; positive regulation of canonical NF-kappaB signal transduction. Lineage: Eukaryota; Metazoa; Chordata; Mammalia; Rodentia; Heteromyidae. Bases 267 to 1877 code for a protein of 536 amino acids. The record is from RefSeq and is a predicted model, not a curated record. The transcript has 11 exons.